Cryptotermes secundus is the source of this 3234-nucleotide messenger RNA. Its product is annotated as carcinine transporter. The record is from RefSeq and is a predicted model, not a curated record. NCBI's taxonomy places the organism in Eukaryota, Metazoa, Arthropoda, Insecta, Blattodea, Kalotermitidae. Bases 332 to 2020 code for a protein of 562 amino acids. The transcript has 10 exons. Gene Ontology annotation, biological process: transmembrane transport. Gene Ontology annotation, molecular function: transmembrane transporter activity. Gene Ontology annotation, cellular component: membrane.
GGUCACAGUGCGGCUGGAAGGAUUAGGUCAAUAGAAAAAUCCUGUGACCUCAGUGUCCCAGUACCAGAAUUAUGAGAGAGGCUCUGCAGUGCUGUUCAUUGGCUCUUCGUGUUUAAUAUAGUGCAGUCAGCCAGACUGGGAACAGAAAGUGCUGUAAACUUAAAGCCUCUUAAUGCUAUAGGCAAUGUUGUCAGCUCUCUUCACGUGAGAAUCAUUUGGUACUAGAUGUUAACUAAAACAAACAACAAAAUUAGCAGAGUCAUAGGAGAAAAGAACUUGUAGAACACAAAAGAAUUAAAAGGAACUUGGAACAAGGCCCUAAUCUGCAACGAUGGAACAAAUAGGACUGAAGGAGAAGAAGGAAGAGGACACAUUCGAAGAACUGAUGGAACACAUCGGGAUGGAUGGAAAGUUUCAGUCCUGGUUCAACUUGAUCUUCAACAUGGGUUUCAUCCUUACAGUUGCAAUGCCUUCGUUCAACCUCAUCUUAGCGGUUACCCUACCAAACCACUGGUGCCACGUACCGGGCAGAAAUGAAACUAACUACACCAUAGCAGAGUGGAAGAAUCUGACACUUCCAAAAGAUGGUAACGAGGAAGAUUCAUUCAGCAAAUGCAGGAUGUACAACUUGAGCCUACCAAUGGGCGCACAGACACUUCAGGGGCUCAACAAGACGACAUACGAGACGGUUGGGUGCCAGCAUGGAUGGGAGUACGAUACGAAGUGGUACUCAGUGACGGCUCCAACACAAGAGGGCUGGGUCUGUGAGAAGGAGGUUUACGUGCCGAACACCCUUCUUGUCUCGAGGGUUGGAGAGGUUGUGGGCACACUCGUCUUUGGACAACUCGGUGACAUGAUCGGGCGUCGUCCAGUUCUGUUCCUUGGAGUACUGACGCUUGUCCUCGGAAGAUGUGUGUCAGCCUUCACCGCUGGACACUUCGUAGUGUUCCUAGUGGCCAAUGUCGUGGCGAGUCUGCCCAUAGCUGUCGUCUUCCAGUCUCCACUCAUUAUAGGAAUGGAGAUAUCGUCCACUUCACAGAGGGCACUGAUCGCAAUGCUGCAGUUUGUGGGCUGGACGUCUGGCAUGUGUGUGAUGCCCAUGAUAGCCUGGGCGACUGGUGGCGAGUGGAAGCUCUUCAUGAUAAUAACAUCUGUGCCCUGCGCUAUUGUGUUUCUUGCCUAUGGAAUAUUUCCCGAGUCCCCAAGAUGGCUUGCAGCGAAAGGAAAGUCAAAGAAAUGUCUUGAAGUUUUGAAUUACAUCGCCAAGAUAAACGGCACUUCCAUACCUGAAAACGCUCUAAUGAAGUUGAAGAAAUUGGCAGGAAGGAAAGAGAAAGUUUACGGAGUGGCGAGUCUGUUCGCGAACCGGCGACUCAUCAGGAACACAAUCCUCAUCUCCAUGUCACUAACACUGACGCAGAUCCUGUAUUACACGGUUGUGCUUAGCGUCGCCGGGAUGUCGGGCAACCCGUUUCUCAACUUCCUGCUGCAAGCCCUCAUAGAGCUACCGGGUUUCCUGAUAGGCAGAGCUCUGUGCGACAGGUUGGGGCGACGUUGGAGUCAAGCCAUGGCUUUCAUUUUGGGGGCUCUCUUCCAGCUGGCCUGCGUCUUCAUCGUUUUACAUCAAGAACGCUUGCUGUGGCUGCUAAUCUUUUUCGUCCUUGUAGUGAAGUUCUCCGUCACCAUAGCAGCUUACAGUUCAUAUCUGCAAUGCAUGGAGCUGUACCCCACUUGUCUGAGGCAGACGGGUACUUCUGUCGGAUUUCUCAUUGCAAACGGUCUAGGGGCAAUAGGACCUUACAUCGUCUACCUGGGAACCGUGGCCGACCCGAGGUACCCACACGCGAUCCUCAGCGUCCUCUGCGUCGUUGGUGCCAUCUGUGCCAGUCUUCUGCCGGAAACGCUGAACCAGAAGCUUCCGGAAACAGUUCAUGACGCCGCUCAUUUCGGAACAGACCAAAAGUUCUGGAGCCUUCCUCAGCGGAAGAAGAAAGACUAUCAAAGCGCGCCUACCAAGUAACCUGGCCAUAUUGUUAGUCACUGAAAGGAGAACACCCGAAAUCAAAUGCAGGAAACCAAUGUUCAUCCCACAACAGUGGUGACCAUAUUGCAUUUAGUAUGGAGCCUCGUCCCUUAGUGAGGUAGUCUGUUACGUCAUUACUAAAUUCUGUUUUCAACUUUAUUCUUGUAACCAAAUGCCGGUGAGAAACUGAAACAUGAAUGAACAGGAUUUUCUUCCGUAAAAAUUGUUCCCUCACAAAAUAUGACACGCCUUGAUUCUUAGGGCAGAUGAAAUUUAACAGUAUGAUAAUUGGUUUGAUAUUUUCAGUACAAAACCUUAUAUUUAUUUCUUGGUUAAGAAGUAUAUAGACAUAUUUAUCUGGAUGAUGUUCAUAAUGAGGUUGUAAUGUUCUGACUUUGUUAUGAUCAGCGUUCUGAACGGUUACGUUAAAGAAACUAACAACUGAUCUGAUCAAACACCAAAGGACCUCAGUUAAAAUACGAGAUUUAUGUGUUGAGAGAUUAUACACGUAGUAUUUACCUGUUUGGAUCCCUUGAUGUUUUGAAUAUGAAGACGCCAUCUUGACUCUCGGUGACCGUUAAUCCACAGGUCCAGAAGUUCUAAAAUUUUAGCAUAUUAAAGGAAAUUAUAUCUGUCAGAAAACGAAAGAAUUAAGUACAUAUAUAAACCUCGAAUAAAAGUGUAUUAUGAAUGGAAUAUACUUGGAAAUUCGGGGUCAAAAUUAUUAUGACAUGUCAUUUUCAAAUAUGGGUAAGGUUAUGAAGAUAUACAAUUCUUAAUAUCAGUGCUACAAUAUUUAAUAUUUAUUUAUUUAUAUAGCACGUACUACAUAUUUCGACCUCAAAUGGGUCAUCUUCAGGUAUUGCAAAUUUCUCACAUACUAUUACCGAAAUUUGCAACACCUAAAGAUGACCUAUUUGAAUUAGAAACGUCUAGUGCGUCAAAUAUAAAUGAUAAAGUAAUUUUGCGUUGACGGUAAGAAUGGUAUAUGUUCACUGUAUAUAUGCAAGAGGAUACAAUUCUUUUAAAAAUGGAUAAGAUUAUGACGCACAACAAUUUUUUCCCUUUUUUGUGAUGUUAUGGGAAAGACCUUUUGUUGUAAGCAAAGAAUGCGUGUUACUAUUAGCACGUGAAACACAAGUUACUAACAUAAAAAGUAUGUAAACAGAAUAGCAAUAAAUGGAUAACGGAAGAUAUUAUAUAAAAAUUAA